Molecule: messenger RNA, 3097 nt
Organism: Lytechinus variegatus (green sea urchin)
Lineage: Eukaryota; Metazoa; Echinodermata; Echinoidea; Temnopleuroida; Toxopneustidae
Gene: kin
Product: DNA/RNA-binding protein KIN17-like
Exons: 10
Coding region: 68-1243 (391 amino acids)
Biological process (GO): DNA replication; DNA damage response
Cellular component (GO): nucleus
Molecular function (GO): double-stranded DNA binding
Source: RefSeq, a predicted model, not a curated record
UUUCGCGACCGAUCGAGACUCUGUCUUUAGCUCUGUCUCCGUAAAAUUCUAAAAAUUUUCGUCAACAAUGCCUAAAUCUGGAGGAUUUUUGACUCCGAAAGCGAUCGCAAAUCGUAUCAAGGCGAAAGGAUUGCAAAAAUUGAGAUGGUAUUGUCAAAUGUGUCAGAAACAAUGUCGAGAUGAGAAUGGAUUCAAGUGCCAUCUUACGUCUGAGUCGCAUCAGAGGCAACUCUUACUGUUUGCAGAUAAUGAGGAAGAGUUUUUGGACACCUUCUCCAAUGAUUUCCUUGAUACCUUCAUGGAGCUGUUGAGGCGUCGUUUCAACACUCGCCGUGUUCACUCUAACAUUGUAUACAAUGAGUAUAUCUCUGACAGAGAUCAUACUCAUAUGAAUUCUACAAAAUGGGAGACAUUGACAGAGUUUGUUAAGUGGCUUGGAAGAGAAGGGUACUGUGUAGUGGACCAUACUGAGAAAGGAUGGUUUAUUACCUAUAUUGAUCGGGAUCCUGAGACUCUAAGAAGACAGGAGGCAAUGAAGAAGAAAGAUAAAAUGGACUUGGAUGAUGAAGAAAGAAUCAUGAAACACAUCCAGGAACAGGUUUCUCGUGGUGAAUCUUAUGGGUCAAAGCAAACAGAGUUCACUGAAUUGAAGAGAGAUGAUGAAGAAGAGAAGGUGACUUUCAGUUUUGGUUCAUCAGCCAGUAUGUCAGCAGGAGGUAGUCAAGAAUCACAAACCAUCCAAAAUAAAAAAAGCAAUAUUCUACAAGCAGCAGCAGCAGUUGGAACCAAAAAGAAAGAAGGAAGUAGGAAAGAGUCUGGAAAGAGGAAAUCAGCUUUGGAAGAAAUCAUGGAGGAAGAAGCAAAGAAAAAAGCCAAACUUGUUGAAAAGAAAGACUAUUGGUUGAGAAAGGGGAUCAUUGUUAAGAUAACUACCAAGCGGCUAGGGGACAAGUACUUCAAAAAGAAAGGUGUUGUAAAGGAUGUGAUUGAUCGAUACACUGGUGUUAUCAAGCUGAUUGAUCUAGGGUCAAAGGUCAAAAUUGACCAAGUUCAUUUGGAAACUGUCAUCCCAGGCAUAGGAAAACCCAUCUGUAUAGUAAAUGGUGAUUAUAGAGGAGUGACUGGAACGCUUCAUUCACUAGAUGAGAAGAACUUCUGUAUUACAGUCAAAUCAGAAUCGGGCAAACUGAUUGAAGGUCAAGCUUAUGAAGAUGUCUGCAAAUACAGUCUAGAAGAUUCAUGACAUCCAGAGGUGUCCAUCACAUCAGAAUCAAAGAAUAUCAACAAACACCAAGUGUGUGUUGUUUAAAAAGACUUUAUAGAGCUCUUCUUUUACAAGACUGUUCAUUCUGAGGAAUCUCUCUGUCAUAUUUGCCAUGGCAUUGUUCUCUAGUUGUGUGACGCAUUAUAAUCAUCAACAGUGCUAUUUGAUUUAACCAUGUAGAGCCCAUGAGAUCCAUGGAUGAGAUGUUUGUAACAACCUUGAUCUUUAUUACUCUAGAAAUAUUUCACCACCUCAAGUCCUGAACUUUGCCAAACCUACUACACAACGAGAAUGGGGUGAGGUUUUGAUUUGUUGGAUACAUGUAAAUGAAAAACUUGGAUAAUCAAGAUAUCAAAAAUAUGAGAUUUUAAUGCUAUCCUAUUCGGGCAAGUGAUUUGAUGAAUACAGAUGGACUCACAUUGAAAAGCUGAAAAUCAGUUUUUGUUUGUCUGAAAUCUGCAAGUCAUGAAGCCUCUUUCCCGGUACUCAAAUACAAUGAAAAUCAUUUUGGAGUUAUUGUAGAGGAUGCUUGCAGGUCUGUAAAGCUUCACUAUUAUUUGUAAUUUUCAGUUGAAUUGACCCCAUAUAAGCCUCCCUGGUCCUUGGAGAUUUAAUGAAAAAAAUACACCAUAAAGCCAUGCAAGUUAAUCAUUCAGCUCAAAUAAUGGCAAUAAUUUAAAUAGAUAUCAAAUCUUACUGUGAUUAUUUAGUUGUGACAUCAAUUUCUCAUUCAGUUUGGGUCAUUGAGCACAAAAUAAGGUGGUUACUUAGUUACCCAGAUGUACACAAUAACAAAUUGAUAGAUUUAGAAAAGUCUGAAAAUUCUAUUAAAGAAUCUGUGUAGUUCCCAUUUUUAAUCUCCUACUGCUCUGGCUCUGUACAUGGAGGUAAUUCUACCUACAUGCACAUGUAAGUUAAAUCCAUAACUCUUUCUUUUAAUAAUCAGGUCUAAACAAAUUUGUUUGACUUGGGAAAAUAUUUGACGUAUUGAUGGUGGACUUAGGCAGAGUUAACAGUAUUGUGAUAUUAUGAUGAUGUUAUGUUUAUUAUAUACAUUGUAGAUAAUUCAGUAGAAGUAAACCUGAGAGCAAGGAAAGACAAGAGUCUCAUGUAAACCUACAGCUUACCAUCUUGUAUGUAUAGCAAAUAGCUGGCCUGGUAUUGUGCUACUCAAACUUUGAUAUCAAGCCUGGCUGUUUUGUUACCUCACAUUAUAUGUUCAUGGUCAGAUUAUCUGCCUUAAAUUUUAUGAUGCAUUUUUGAGAUAUUCCAAUUUCCAAUGAAAUUGUAGUUUUUCUGAAAUUCAUGCGAUUUUUUGUGCCACCUUUGACCUCCACUGGGAUAUUGGCUUGCUGCCAUGCAAUGGUUGAGUAUGUGUUAUCAUGUAGAGUUUUCUCUUAUAUUAUUGUACAUUUUUAAAGCAGAAUAGGGCUCUUCGCCACAUCUAAAAAGUUUGGACACUUACAGUGUCAACAAGAAUUAUUUGUACACUACAUACAGCAAAACAAAAAUAGAAGAUUAUGUUGGAACCCCAAAAUACCCAACUUGACCAUCAUAAAAUAUAAUGAAUUUUAUAUCAUAUGAAAGAGGGAAGUAUAGCCAUUGUUUUACACCUAGUUGCUAAUUGGUCAGGCAUGAAUAAUUAUGACUUAUGAAAUGCAAUAAUGCAUUUUUCAGUCCUUGAUGUGAUAUUGAAGCAUAACACGCAAUACUUCAAUGAUCAUUACUUAUUUCCUACUUUUCAGAAAGAUGAGAUGAUAUGCUUUCAUUUGAUAUACAAUUCUUAAUAUUUCAGUCAGUAUUACGGAUUUCAUAAAGGAUUUUAAACAUUGA